UAGCUUUAUUGCUUGGAUGCCCCUAUUCACCGCCACGAAAGUUUCCUUCCUUAGGGUUCUGUUUUCCGGGCACUUUCCCUCUUUCGGUGCGCAAACCCCAGCUUGCUUGUUCAGGAAAACAUGGCUUUGUGAGAAGUUAUUUAAUUGGUUAAGCGAUAAGAUGGUGUAGGGAGCUCUCUGCCUGCGCCAUAAAUGAUAGGGCAAAGUAAGGCAGUAAAGCUGUUACCAAAGAUACGGAAGUGGAAGUUUUUAUGCAAAAUCUCUUUUAUGUUCAUUUUUCAGUACCCAUUACAACUGUGGUGAAGGAAAGUAGAUUUAAUUGUUCUGGGUUCUAAUUAAAGUUGAAUCUGCUGAUAAAAUGCUCAAGCGCAGAAAUUGGCUUUGUGAGAAGUUAUUUAGUUCGUUAAGCAAUAACGUGGCAUCGGGAGUCUCCAACAGCACCAGAAAUAAUAGGGCAAAUGAAGACAGUAAUAACGUGUGACCAUGAACAGAACCUUUUGGCUAAAGAAGUAUUUCUCAGUCACAGCGGUAAGCAGAAAUUUUUUGUUAGGCAGUUAAAUAGAGACUUUGCAAACCACGGCGUUUCCUGCUUCUUUAAUCAAGAUCGUGAAAGUUUGCCACUGGGAGAAGAUUUCCCCUCUCGUAUAUUCGAAGCCGGUAAGACAUGCAAAGUAGCAGUUUUUCUCCUGUCGAAGGAUUUCCUCGAAUCAAAGUGGCCCAUGCUGGAACUCUCUGCUUGUGUGGAAGCGAGAGAUAGAACCCGUACAAAUCCCGAUCUCAAAAUUUUACCCUUGUUCUUCCAGAUUUCACCAGAUGCUCUUAAAGACACGAAGGUAGACAAUGAAAACUGGAAACAGUUGAAGAUUUCCGGGGAAAAGCAAGCCGAAUGGCUCCGAGAUUUGGAACUAAUACGGCGAAUUAAUGGGAUAAAUUCCAGGGAAAAUGAUGAUGAAGUGAAGUUUAGAGAUGAUAUUGUGAAGGAAAUCUGGCAUAUACUUCCAACACCCUCGCCAAGGUAUCCUGUCCAUUGUAUGCAACGACAAGAACGAAUGUGUCAGGAGGUUGCAGAUUUCUUCAAAUCUGUCCAGUACGUCAAAAAGGGAACUAGUAUUGCAGGAUUGUAUGGAAUACCGGGCCAGGGAAAAACUACACUUGCCAAGGCUUUGCGCAACUUCAAAAUGGGGGAUUUCGAAGGUAAAGUAUGCCAUCUGGAAUUUUCUAGAGGCGAUUCAUUUGAAAGAACAAAACUUGCCCUGCAAUAUCUCACUCGCUGCCCUCAGUUGAUUCUUCAAACACUGACAGACCGAGAUCAGGCACAAGUUGAGUUGUAUAGACGAGUGAAGGGCCAAAGGGUAUUGUUGGUUCUCGACAAUGUCACAGAAGAAAGUAUUGACGAAGUAACGGAUUAUCUUAAGGCAGAGUUGGGAGAAAACAGCUGCAUCCUUUUGAGCGCUCGGAGUGUAGAUGUUCUAGAAAAGCAUUUCAAGAUAGGUAAGCGGUCAUGCAUGCGCCGUCCCAAGGCUUUAAGAGGACGAGGCCAUAGAAAUCUUGUUGGAAAAGGCACCUAUAGAUGUGUCAACGAUGGGGGCAGAGGAAAAACUUUUUGCUGUCAAGUGUGCAGACAGAUUUUUGUUCGAAGAGGUCGGUCGGAGAGGUCAAACAUUUCAUCCGUUAGCCUUAAAAGCUUUCGGCAGCCACCUCUUCAGUAAAUAUGGCCCGCGUUUGUCAAAGUGGGUUGGUGAGAUAGAAGGCUGGGUAAACCGAUGUAGUUAUGGUUUGGAUGAUUUGUUGGCUGUGCUAGGCAAAGCUUUUGAUAGCAUGCGUCCCGAAUUUCGCACCAUAUUCAUGCUUCUCACCCUAUAUAUGCCGCCUCGUAUGUCUCCCCACAAAGUUACUGAGUGGCUGGCAAUGGUUCUAAACAAAGAGAUCUCAUUUAUUGAAAAAGCAGUCGAGGAUUUAUGUAAGAAGGCUCUUAUUGAAGAAUUUGCAUCUAAAAUUCGCAUACAUGAUCUAUAUAUUGAAUUCGCACAAAGCAAAGCAAAUGAAAUGGCGAGAUGGCUGUUGUGGAAGGGCGACCCAUGUAGUACACGUGGGUUAAUAUCACAGCACAAUGCAGGUUUUGAAUUGGCUAAGUUGGAGCAGUGCAAGCAUCGAAGACCGUCCUAGAUCGCCCCCCGCGAUCUUCAAAAUCUGUUGGUGCUUCAGCUUGUAGGUGUGCAGAAUAUGAGAAAGCUUGACUUGGGCGGGAUGCGUCGUCUCAGAAGUAUUAUUAUACACAAAUGCAAAGACUUGACUAUGCUUGAAGGUAUGGAGAAAUUGCAACAGCUGGCGUGGCUUCAGAUAAGCGAGGUAAAUAAAAUGUUUAAACUUCCGGUGCUAAGCAGCCUCGAAGGCUUACAACAUCUUGAGAUUGACAUUGCAGGCAGGCAGGUGGUCAAUCGGCUGGGAGAUCUUAGCGGCUGCGUUUUUCUGAGAGAGAUUAAGGUUCGUUGUCCAUCCCUCUUGGACUUCCCAAGGUUGAAUGGUUUGCCGCAUUUGGAGAAAGUGGAAUUUAGUGUGUGUGAUAAAGUGAAGGGGCCUCUCGACUGUAGAGAAUGUGUGGAGCUUCAAAAUAUUGUCAUCGACAGUUGCUCCCAGAUGGCUUCGUUACCGCUCCUGGUUGGAUGUAAGAAACUAUUCAAAAUUGUAUUGUGGGAAUGUGAUGCAGUGAAGGCAUGUCCAGAUAUAGAUGUGCCAAGUGCUUUGAAGACACUAGAGUUGUUUGUUUCAUCAAAAGCUGCUACGGCGUCCCAAAGUUUAGAGUCUUGUUACACACUACAAAUACUUAAACUAUGCUAUAUGGUUGAACUAAGGGAACUUCCCAGUUUCAGACUUCUAUCAAAUUUGACUGUGCUCAAACUUGACAAGUGUGGUAUAAGGGAGCCACCAGACUUAACAUGUUGUGUCUUGUUGGAGGAUGUUUACUUUUUCACGCUGAUACAUUUAAAAAGGUUUCCUAACUUCUCACUAUUGAGGAGUUUAAAGAAGUUAACUCUUUAUGAUUGCUGGAGGGUUGAAGAUCCUCCUGAUAUUAGUGGCUGCCAUGAAUUACAGGUAUUCCAUCUAGUCUAUAACGACAAUAUGAAAGGACUUCCAAACAUGGGAGAUUUCCAACGGUUGGAGGAAAUCAAAUUGAGUUGGCAUUCUUAUAAGGAAAUUGAUGUCGAUAGUUCUGAAUUCCAUGUGGAUCUUCAACCUUAUGAGGAUCUUCAAUCUCGUCUGGAGCACUUUAAAGACGAAAACUUCUCGAACUUAAGUGAUGUAAGCAUACCGGGAGCAUUGAAAGAGUGGCAGUGGCUAAAGAACCAGACAAUACUGGGGAAAAGGUAUGUCCGUGGGGGAAAGACCUAUUAUUCUAUUACAGCUCCGUAUGAAUUGCGGAAGCGAAGCCAGUUUUCAGAGAAAUUAUUGGUCGAAACUAUUGGAAGGGCAAAUUUUAAACGCGCUGCAUUCAAAUAUUCAAAUUUAUUUUAUAGAACAGAAGUGAUGUAUACGGUAAGGCAGUCAAUAGUUGGGCAGUGUUCUAUGGUUCUUAUAAUAUUUGUGGUUGUAGUGUGUACAUUGUUAGCAAGGGGAGAAUGGUUAAGGGAUCGCAUUGUUGAUAUAAGCAGGGGAGAAUGGUUAAGUUAUUCUAUUGAAUGGUUAAGGGAUCAUAUUGUUAAUAUAAGCAGGGGAGAAUGUUGAAGGGAUUUUAGUGAAUGGUUAAGCGAUCGUCUUGUUGAUAUAAACAGGGCAGAAUGGUUAAGGGGUCGUCUUGUUGAUAUAAGCCGGGCAGAAUGGUUACCGUUAAGGGAUAUAAGCACCGGAGAAUGGUCAAAGUUUUUCUUAAAAUAAUAAUAUCUAUAACAUUGAUCCUUAAAGUAGAACGGAGAUUGCGAGUUGGGGUAGAAUAUAGAUUGCUAUAUGUUCAUCUUCAACUUGCUUUUAUAAUAUUUGGAUGGGUGUUAUCGUGUUCGCUACGUAUAUACUGGUGUAAUUGAAAGAAAUUCAGGUGUGCAGGCAAAUAAGAAAACAGAGUAUUUAAAAAAAGAGGAAAAAAAGUUAAAAAGAAAGAAGAAGCUAGAGCACAAAAACCAGAGCAUAAACAAAAACAAGGUAUACAAUGUAAUCGAUUGUUGCAACGACACUAGUGCUAUUAAUGUCAGUGAAGAUUACAAAUGCAGACAUAGAUACAAAGCUCUGUAGAGGUCUCUAAUUUGUUAUGAUAAUGAUAAUCAAAUUCUUACA
Cryptomeria japonica (Japanese cedar) is the source of this 4266-nucleotide messenger RNA. RefSeq names its product disease resistance-like protein CSA1. Bases 459 to 1709 code for a protein of 416 amino acids. Gene Ontology annotation, molecular function: ADP binding. The record is from RefSeq and is a predicted model, not a curated record. The transcript has 6 exons. Gene Ontology annotation, biological process: defense response; signal transduction. Lineage: Eukaryota; Viridiplantae; Streptophyta; Pinopsida; Cupressales; Cupressaceae.